Molecule: messenger RNA, 393 nt
Organism: Aspergillus oryzae RIB40
Lineage: Eukaryota; Fungi; Ascomycota; Eurotiomycetes; Eurotiales; Aspergillaceae
Exons: 2
Coding region: 1-393 (130 amino acids)
Source: RefSeq, a predicted model, not a curated record
AUGAAACCAGCAACCGACCGCCCAUUCGAGGCUUCCAGGUACGCAUGGCGGACCGACACAGAUGGCCUCACCGCUUCCGACCCCGCCGCUGAGGCUCGUUUUGAAAACGCAAAAGAAAGUUACAAAAAAGCCCUCCAAGCGUUCGAAUCAGCGGAUAAGAAAGCCCGGAACCGUUAUCACAAACAUGAAGAAGACGAUGCUUUUGGAGAAUGGGCAAUGCAAUAUGAUCCUGUUUGGUGUUCCCUCAAGGCGGAGGCGCAAUCACAGUGUGCAGCUUUGUGUGACGCCGGUUGGGCGGCCUUCGGACAAGCCUAUCUGGAGAAAAGCGAACAGGGAAUGUCGAAAGUGACUCAAGAUGCACGCUAUGCGGGUUUUGAGCCAGAGAUCUUCUGA